Messenger RNA from Myripristis murdjan (pinecone soldierfish), 4984 nucleotides. RefSeq lists its product as uncharacterized. The transcript has 8 exons. NCBI's taxonomy places the organism in Eukaryota, Metazoa, Chordata, Actinopteri, Holocentriformes, Holocentridae. Gene Ontology annotation, molecular function: protein serine/threonine kinase activity; ATP binding; RNA endonuclease activity. Gene Ontology annotation, cellular component: IRE1-TRAF2-ASK1 complex. The record is from RefSeq and is a predicted model, not a curated record. Bases 251 to 3025 code for a protein of 924 amino acids. Gene Ontology annotation, biological process: mRNA processing; protein phosphorylation; intrinsic apoptotic signaling pathway in response to endoplasmic reticulum stress.
UUCCUGCCGCUGAAUCCGCCAAUUCAAACUCCACAGUCAGAGACCUAAGUUACAGAGAAAUAAAAUAAGUAUUGACAAGAUAAGCAACCCCUCCAUCGCCUACAUGCUUCUGGACCUGUACACCUGCUUACAGCUGCAUCAAUGAAGACUUUGAAGACUUUGCCUCUGAUGUCUGUAUUUGGGUCCACCUGACUACUCACUGAUAGGACAAGAGGUUACACCUUAAACCUGAUUACUCUGAAACAAAGAAAUGAAUAUCAUCACAGAAGUUCAGCUAACUCCAGUCACAAAGGAAACACAUCCUAUAGUGCAUUGUAUUAUCAACAACAAACUCAGUGACCUUCGGAGGCUUCUAGAGGACAAUGACAUUAAUGGAGUUUACUCAUUCCAUGAGUGGAAAGACGUUGUGCCUCCCUUGACUGCUGCUGUCUCAUGUCACAACAAAGAUAUCUUUGCUUACUUACUGCAUCAUGGUGCAAAUCCAAACCAGACUUCCGGAAGGGGCCUUACACCUUUGCAUUAUGUAUCAAUUUCCAAAGCACCCCUAGUUUUUGUGAAAAGGUUGUUUGAAGCAGGAGCUGAUCCAAAUGGAUAUGACCAAGCCUUAUGGUCACCACUACAUGCUGCUGCCCAGAACAAUAGAGAUGAUGUGAUGAAAGAACUAAUCUCUGCAGGUGCAAAGAUAAGCAUUAUUCGAUCUGGACUCAUGGAUGUUAAUACUGUUAAAAGUAUGAAUAAAAAAAUAUCUGAAAUGAUACAUAAGCUUGCAUCAAAUGGUAAUACAUUUUGUUCCAAAGUAAAAUACUUUGUUGAUAUGGAUAUUGCUGUACAAGAGAAAACACCUGAAGAAGUGUUCAAACUUAAUGAGAGUUACUUGCUUGAAGAGGAUCCUCGAAACCAUCUGACCAUGAUUGAGAUACUCUUCAAUGUUAUUGGGCUAUCUGCAGAAAGUUAUCGUCAACAAAGUAUUAAAUGGCUGAAAGACACAGGAAAUCUCAUCCCCUAUGCUGCAGAUGCAGUCAAACGCUUUCCAAACAUUCCCCAGGAAUUUUUACCUGCCUCAAUUGGAUGUAUGCAUGCAGUUUUCUGUACUGUGAAGGACAUACCGAACGAGACGACAUUAGAUAUGAUCCCCCGACUACUUGAUCUACUUCAGUUGACAAAAAAUCCAAAUACACCAAAAGCUAUUCUAGCAGCACUCUAUAUGAUUAUUCAGAAAACAAAAGUCAAAAGUGGCUGGAAGCGGAAACUCGUUGAGAAAUUAUGCACAACAGUUGCUCCCUUUGUGCAGAAGGAUCAUCCCUCUGAUGUGAGAGUGUACACAUUUGGCAUACUUGCAAGCCUGCUUUCAUUUGACUAUGUGGCUGACAUCUUGACAUCAGAGAAAAUAACAUCAGUGCCUGAAGAUAUACUUACAUCUGCAGAAAUGCAAAUGAAUGACAACCUGAAAAAAAUGCUUCAAAGACUGCAGAAUCAUUUCAACAAACUCAGUUGUGAAGAAUCAACACCAAACUGUAAUGAUUUACCAGGAUCCAUGAAAAAGAAGAAGAAAAAGAAAAAAAAGCCAGAACAGCAAGAGGAGCAAAAUGAUGAAGUUUGCCCUCCUACAAAUCAUCAAACAUCAGUUCCUGUUAUGGAAUCUGUCCAAAGUUCAAAUGCUAAGCCAUUCAACACCAACACUGAUGCAUCGCUGAAAUCACAGAAGUGGCUACAAAUUAGCAAGAGAUGGAGAGAAAAAUUACAGAAGCUUGUUAACUCUGAUGAAAGUAAAGUAACCAGAGUUGGAAGCCUGAUGUAUGUGAAAGAUGAGGAAUUCCACAUAGCAAAGGGAAGUGAUGGGACAGAGGUCUUCUUGGGGCUGAGAGAUGACGGCACUGAAGUCGCAGUCAAGAGAAUGUCCAAAUUAAGUUAUCAGGUCCUGAAGAAUGAAAAAGAUUUCUUACGGCUUCCAGAGCUCGAUCACCCGUCCAUUGUGCGUUACGUUGACUUUGCAGAGGAUGAGAACUUUGGAUACCUUAUUCUUCAGCUAUGUGAAUACACCCUGGAAGAGUGGAUCACAAAUGAAGAAAACAUUCUCCCUGAAAAGAAGAGAGAACUUAUGCAUCAGGUUCUCGAUAGUUUAGGGGUGCUUCAUUGUCAGAAACCACAAAUUCUCCACCGGGAUCUCAAACCCCAGAAUGUCUUGAUUGAUGUCAGAGGGAGGGCAAGAUUAUCAGAUUUUGGCAUCAGCCGACGAUUGCCCAAAGGACAAACAACUUUACACACACGCAGUGCAGGAACCAGAUGCUGGAUGGCCAGAGAGACUUUGGAAGAAGAAGAUGCUAGCAUACCCUACAAGUGUAGCACUGAUAUACAGGUGGCCGGGAUGUUGAUGUAUUACAUCCUCUCUGGAGGACACCACCCAUUUGGCAGACGCUUCAACUGUGAGAGCAACAUUUACAAUGGGACGUACAAUCUGGAACAUGUUAAAGAUGUUGUUACAAAGGAUCUCAUUGAGAGCAUGAUCAGUGCAGAACCAAAGAAGAGACCUACAGUGGAAGAGUGUUUGGCUCAUCCCUUCUUCUGGUCAAAUGAAAGGAGGAUAGACUACAUGAAAAAGAUUGGUAAUGAGGAGGAGAUUAGGAUGUAUAAACGAGCUUGCCAGAAGCUGCUUGAUGACCUGGACCAACAUGGUGGGGAUAGAUUCUCUGGGUGGAGAAAGAAGCUGCCAUCUGAGCUGCUAGAGAAGGUGGAAGGCAAGAAGAGGAUAUACACUGACGACAUCUUGGGUUUACUGCGCUUCAUACGCAACCUCCAUGAGCAUUACGCUGAUGAUGCAGCCAGUAUUGAUCUGAUGUCAGAGUUUCCUGAUCUCUUUGGGUGUGUCUACAGUUUUGCCAAAAUCCACGGCUGGAAUUCAAGGAUCACCUUAAAACCCUUUUUCAAAAGUGAAGACAAACCCUCUGCUGCUGUAGCAAAGUCAGCAAAUGUUGAAGGAAGUCUCACUGUCCCAGUUCAAGAGUCUGGACUCAAUGACCUGAAGUGAAGUGGAUCAGAAAUGCCAAAAGAGACAAAUCAUGAGUAAUUUUUAUGCAGUUCAAAAGUGGUAAUCCAACAUUUUAAUUGGCCUGUACAUAGAGGUGCAAUUCAGUUUAUAUAUACAAGUCAAUCAUAAUGUCAUAUUCUCCCUGAAAUGCCAUGGUAAGGGCUAAGAAAGAGCUAAGCAGUGCAGUCGACUUUUGCAGUCAAUGUGAUUGGUAUAAGUGAGCACGGAUACAUGGACAUUGACAGCAAGGUUAUAACUAACCUAGGUCAUGUCCAUAUCGCUAACAUUUUUUUAUCAGAAAACUCGUGUCAUCCAAUAGUCAUCCUGACAGUUUUGUCACAAUAUUGAUAUCAAGUUAUUCUGUCAAAGAUAUUGUGACAUUUGUCUUUGUCCAUAUCCCUCAGCCCUAUUCUGAUGACUUCACCCUUACCUUAUAGCAGUGUUUAUAUAAUGGAAUUUGCAAUAUUUUUCAAGCCACUGAUUAAUGUUGGAUGGAUGGCAUGUACUACAUUUUUUACUAUUGUAUGUAUAUUGUUAUGGUGGCCUAUGCCUUGUUAAUGAAUCUGAUAACUGACCAAUCAAGUGUCUCCGCCUCUUUGGACUGCUACCUCAGUAUAAAAGGGUAAAUAAAAGGGAGUGUAAAAGAGUGUGUUAUCGUUUCAUUUAAUUUAAUCAAUUAUAAAAGACAGGGAAAUAAGUUCAAUAGGAUCGUGUGAUUGUAUUAUGUGAUGUAUUUUAUUUGUGUCUUGUGUGUAACCAUUCUGCGUUUGUGCUGCCGUCUUGGCCAGGUCACUCUUGGAAAAGAGAUUUUAAAUCUCAAUGAGUUUUUUUACCUGGUUAAAUAAAAGAUAUUAUUAUUAUUAUUACAUCUAACCUGUUAAAGAUUCUAAUCUGGGAUCAGAUUGUCCUAAAGGAGUCAGAUGGGAUGAUGAAUGUGGAACACACUGAUGUCCAAACUCCUCUUGGUGGACAGCAGCCCUCCACUGGUGUCUCUGCAUUCAGGGAGACUGUCAUUUCUGCGAUCAGUUUAUAGCGCUCGAUGUUUCCCAAAUUGUUCCUGCUACAGUGAAUGAUAAUCAUGUUGGGAUGUGCAGUGAGUUUGAUAUGUCCUGUGCUUAUUUUAGAUUAGUUUUAAUCCCUCCUGUUACCUUCAACACCUGGAUGUCAGACAGAUCUUGGGCUACCAAAUUUGUCAGGUCCUGCUUAAGUUUUGGAUCAGCUGAGGUAGUAAGGAGUUUGGUUGCUCCUCCAUGUGCUACUUAACCUCAUGUCCUCAUAUCCUCUACAACCUCUAGUAAUGUACAGUAUGUUGCCUUAUCUGCACUGGGGUACCGUGUUGUGAUGGGCCUACAACGCCCCCUCUGGUCCUGAUGAAGUAUCACACCCCUUUGCUUUUUACAUACAGGGAAAUGUCUUGAAAGCACAAACCUUUAAAGCUGAGAGCCCAGUCCAUAGAGUCCAGUUAUUUUGUCAGAGUUGUUACUGUAGGUGCUAUAGAUUAUUCUGCAAACAGUAAAGUAUCAAGCCGUGGUUUUAUUUUAGGAAGUCAUACUGAGGACUGGUUAUAGCUGAAGCCUUCUUAAACAAAACAAAACAAAAAAAUCUGUAUGUCAAAACAUGCAGAAAACUAAAAAGUUUGAUGUAAAUGUGUCAACCUGCGAUGAUAUGCUUUUCCUUUCUUUCAUACAUUUAUUUGAAAGUACUGAUUGUUGACAUACAAGCUACAAAAUGUAUGUAUACUUGGGUUUGAAAUGCCACCUCCUGUCUGUCAUAUCACACAGAAAUCAGAGCAAAUCUUUGCUCAUAACUUAGAAAUACUACUGCAGUUUGCAAGAGCAUGACAUUCAAAACAGUGUUCACUGUUUUUAGAUACAACUAAAAAUGCAGAAGUCUUAAAACAAAGUGCUUCUACUCGUAUUAACUGAAUGAUAUUACAAUUGGUAGAGGAAAAUAACAGAA